Molecule: messenger RNA, 609 nt
Organism: Alternaria incomplexa
Lineage: Eukaryota; Fungi; Ascomycota; Dothideomycetes; Pleosporales; Pleosporaceae
Exons: 2
Coding region: 1-609 (202 amino acids)
Source: RefSeq, a predicted model, not a curated record
AUGGGAAGCUUUGAUGAAGAAGCGGACAUCUAUCCGAACGGUUUCAAUCAUGACAUCACGCUUAUAAAACCCACAUCUUCAACAGCAGUGAAGGAUGUCGCAUCCCCGUUGGCCAACCUUGGGUGGCUCAAUCACGAUUCCUGGGCCGCGCUGCGUCGACAAACAACCAAGGUCAAGAUUCUAGCUGACACGAAGGGGACGCGUUCAGCGAAGAGCAUCCGGGGCAGUCGUCCAUCCGACGUCCUUGUCGUGGGUGAAGGCAUUUUCUUGAACCAAAAAGCUGCAGCCGGUGACUCGACGAGUCUGAAAGAGCACGACAUAUCGACAUGGAAGGAUCUCGUUUCGCGUGCGCUCCUGUAUCGUGUAUAUCCAGACUUUGAUCCGCCCCAAGGCUACAGCGGUCUCGCGCUCCAUGCAGAGGGCGUGCGACAGGAUGGUACUGUAGGCCAGGGUAUCGUGGGCUUUCAGAGCUUUGUGCAACGCAGUGGUCACGUGCAGAAUUUCGAGAUGGAAGGCCCCGCGCUCGAACGGAGACUACAAGUUGGUAGAGUGGCAUUCUAUGGAGCAUUUGAGGUUCCUGCCGAGCUUAAGACGUACGACAUAGUCUGA